AUGACAACAAAACUGAAAGAAAAGAAGCAAAAGGCACGCAAGGACUCAGCAGUGCCCUCUCCUGGAACGAAUGGAUCGGGUGACGUCAAAGCCAAGAAACACAAGAUUGAUAACGACGCCUAUGAGAAGGAACUCGCCCGUUUGCAGAUUGAGUUGGUGAAGCUGCAGGAAUGGAUCAAGCACGAAAAGCUGAAGGUCGUGGUUAUCUUCGAAGGUCGCGACGCCGCUGGGAAAGGUGGUGUGAUCAAGCGCAUUACCGAAAGCUUGAACCCUCGCAUCUGUCGCGUUGUUGCGUUGGGAACCCCGACCGAACGCGAAAAGUCGAGCUGGUAUUUCCAACGCUACGUUGCCCAUCUGCCGGCGGCUGGAGAGAUGGUUCUUUUCGACCGCAGUUGGUACAACCGCGCCGGUGUUGAACGCGUGAUGGGUUUUUGUACCGACACACAAUACCAAGAGUUCCUCCGCUCUUGUCCCGAGUUUGAACGCAUGCUGGUCCGCUCGGGAAUCAUCCUGCUCAAAUACUGGUUCUCGGUUAGCGAUGCUGAACAAGAGCGGCGCUUCCAAAAACGGAUGGACGAUCCAACGCGUAGUUGGAAGCUGAGCCCGAUGGAUGUUGAAUCGCGCUCGCGGUGGAUCGAAUACUCCAAAGCCAAAGAUACGAUGUUCGCACACACCGACAUCAAGCAGGCACCUUGGCAUGUGGUGAAGGCCGACAGUAAGAAAUGUGCUCGGCUCAACUGCAUCACUCAUCUGCUGAGCAAAAUCAAAUACGAAGAUCUAACCCCCACGCCUCCAAAGCUUUCCGCCCGCCCGAAAGCCGGGGCCUAUUUACGCCCGCCAAUCGAAGAUCAGACUUUCGUUCCAGAAAUCUGGUGA
Molecule: messenger RNA, 876 nt
Organism: Cladocopium goreaui
Lineage: Eukaryota; Dinophyceae; Suessiales; Symbiodiniaceae
Source: the annotation of a GenBank genome assembly